Molecule: messenger RNA, 921 nt
Organism: Thecamonas trahens ATCC 50062
Lineage: Eukaryota; Apusomonadida; Apusomonadidae
Product: aldo-keto reductase
Exons: 1
Coding region: 1-921 (306 amino acids)
Cellular component (GO): cytosol
Molecular function (GO): aldose reductase (NADPH) activity
Source: RefSeq, a predicted model, not a curated record
AUGACCAGCCGCCCCACGAUUACCACUGUUCCGCUCAACACGGGCGCUACGAUGCCGCAACACGGCCUCGGGACCUGGCUUUCCAAGCCCGGCGAGGUCAAGGAUGCGGUAAAGACGGCUCUGUACGCCGGCUACACCCACAUCGAUGCCGCAGCGGUGUAUGGCAACGAGGCCGAGGUGGGCGAGGCCCUUGCCGAGGUCUUCGCCGAUGAGGACUCGGGCAUCAAGCGCGAGGACGUGUUCAUUACCUCCAAGCUCUGGUCGCAGUCGCACGGUUCUAUCGCCGAGGCGCUCAACCAGACGCUCAAGGAUCUCCAGCUGGACUACCUCGACCUCUACCUCAUCCACAACCCGGUGGCCUUCCAGGGCGAGACCGUGUUUGACGUCGCCGAGCUCGAGUACAUCCCGCUCGCCGCCAAGUGGAAGGCCAUGGAGUCGCUGCAGGACGCAGGCCUUACCCGCGCCAUCGGCGUCUCCAACUUCCCCACCGCCCUCAUCUACGAGCUCCUCUCCGUCGCCCGCAUCCCGCCGGCUGUCGUCCAGAUCGAGCGCCACCCGUACAACGUCCAGAAGCUGCACGUCGACUUUGUCGAGCGCCACCACAUCCACGUCACAAACUACUCGCCGCUCGGCAACCCGGGCAAGUACUCUGGCGGGCCCGAGACAAAGCUCCUCGAGCACCCCAAGGUCCUUGAGCUUGCAGACGCCCACAACAAGACCGCUGCACAGAUCCUCAUUCGCUGGGGCAUCGACAAGGGUGCCACCGUCAUCCCCAAGUCGGUCAACCCCGAUCGCAUCAAGGAGAACCUCGCCGUCUUUGACUUUCAGCUCCAGCCGCACGAGGUUGCUGAGCUUGAUGCCCUCGACGUCGGCCACCGCUACCUCGACUUUACUUUCCUCGGCGUCCCCAUCUUUACCUAG